UGAACAAGCAUAAAGACAUAAAUUGUCCUAUACUAGUUUGUUUUGGGGAUUAUGUAUAUUGAAAACGAGGUAUCCAAUUUUCGUUUCUGCGCAACAAAGUGUGCCGAAAUUGUUUAAAUACCCCAAAUAAUUGUCUAUUACCUACGUCUAAUUUGAUGUUGACGCAAUGUCAGACGUUUACCUCUAUAUCUAUGAUCUUUCAGGUGGCCUAGCUAGUAUUCUUAGUCCUGGUCUCUUGGGCAAACAAGUCGAUGGAAUAUGGCAUACGGCUACUGUUUUAUAUAACAAGGAAUUUUUCUUUGGACAAUCAGGGAUUCAAUACUGUCCACCUUGUUCAACCUCUUUAGGAGAUCCAUUAAAAAAGCAAUUCAUGGGGAAGACAUCACUGUCAGAAUCCGAAAUUUUCAAUUAUUUAGAGCAGUUAUCUAAUACAUUGUUUAAACCAGGCGAUUAUUCACUUUUUAGGCAUAAUUGUAAUAAUUUCAGUGAACAUUUUAUCUUUCAUUUAACUGCACAACAUAUUCCAUCGUACAUAUUAAAUUUACCUGAUGAAGUAUUAUCUACAUCGUUUGGAGCUUCAUUAAGUUCAGCUUUAAAUGUUCUACCAGUUGGAAUCAAUUCAAAAACGCAUUUGAAUAGUAUCAAAGAAACGGCAUCUCAUGACAACCAACACACGUAUGGUUAUAUUGUUAAAUCAUUUCGACCAAUAUUUUUUGAUGAACCGUUAUCCUCAGAACUUCUUCCACAUCGUAUAUACUUGUUAUGGCCAGCUGGAGAAAAUUCAAGUUUGCCAACUUUGGCUUCAAAAUUAUCACAAGUACUACUUCAUGAGAAUACAGAAGUGAAGUGCGCUGAAGAAUGUUCAUCUCUACUUGCAUUAGAUGAAUUAAUUACAGCUGAUCAAUGUAGAGCAGCUUGUGAAUUAUUUCGUCUAGCCAUAUGGAAAGAUCCGAAUAUAUUAAUGAAUUUAUUCACUGAUCCAAGACGUUUAUUACAUAAAUUAUGUAAAGUGCAAAUAUCUUAUGUAAAACCGUGUGAAUUUUACGAUGUUGAGGCAUCACGUGCCAAAUUACUAUGCAAUUGUCUAGGCUUAUCACUCAGUUGGAUGGUUAUGUAUGAGAAUGAUAUGAAGCUAGAUAUCAAUAGUAUCAUACAAAUUAGUUUGACUCUAUUAAAUCAUGAUGUUGAGAACCAUUUAUCCAAAGAGGUUAUGGGUUCCACCACUACACCAUCAACAGUAGUAACAUCUGGUUAUUUACCGAAUCUAUUGCCAGAACAUAAACUGGUUGGUUUAGCGUUGGCUCAUAAUAUUUCCUUAUAUCCAACGCUUAAUGAAAAUGAAGCAUUAGAAUUGGGAAGUUGUUUGUUACAUUUAGUUGUAACAAAUGAAAAAUCAUUUAAAUAUCCAGUCGAUAAAAUUUAUUUGGUUCGUGCUAUCUACUUCUUAGCUGUACGAUUUUCAACUAUAGCUGAUUUGGCUAAAUGUCAUGAUAUUGAGACAUUUCUUCAUGAUAUGAUCAAUGAAGGAGAUCGUUCACAUAAUAAUAUCGUUCCUACGUCGUCGUCAUCAUCAUCAUCAUCAUCAUCAACUAUUCAAAACCAACAUGAACAUCAAUAUGACCGCUUCUUCGACCAGACAUCAAAACCAAACACAGAGCAUCUGUCUUCUGCAUCUUCCAUGAAAGUAAAACCCGGUUUAGAGAUAACAGAUUCCAUGACAAGUUUCGAUCAUUUAAUUGCUUCGAAACUGUUGGAUUUCUUAUCUAAAUAAUCAUAAAUCAAAUGAUAUCCUGUCACAAAACAUCAACACAUACAGAGACAAAGGAGAACAAUAAUACUAUCCUCAUUAUUUCUGAUAGACUUAUUUUUAUUAGGUGUCAUUUUUCUACAACAACGAUCAUCUUUGUUUUUUUUGUUCUUCACCGAUUGAUUUUCAAUUUCAUCAUUUUUAACUUUAUAUUGUAUUUACCUGAAUUAUUGGAAGAGACAUUUUUUCCUCUUGAUUUGUCAUGAUAUUUAUUUGUUUUUAUGUGUACGGAUGUGAUUUUAUCUUAUCGUUUGUUAUAUAAUGAGAUCUAGACUGAUAUUUUAUUGAUAAACUGCAUUUUACAUAGCUGGCAUGUCUUCUUUUUAAAGAAAUUGAUAUGAUUGAUAUGAUUGAGCCAUAAAUUAUUUGCAGUGAGAAAGAGAGGGAGAGAGAGAGAAAGAUAGUUGAAUUUUUAGUUAAUAUAUAAAUUAAGAGACAUUGUGAUAGUUUUUAUCACGAUAUGUCAAUCUUCGGCAGUACGCACCCACCACUAAUAAUGCAAGUUAUGACCUUCACUUCUUGUGAAUCAACAUUCAAUGAUUUGCAUUUUUUAGUUUUGGUCCUCAGUAUUUUGUUGUGAAGGUGCGCAUUGAUAAGAAUUUUACAGUGUUUCAUCAAUAUUUCUUGUUUGAAGCAACACUUUUAGUAUGUGAACUUGUAGAAUGCUGUUAAUAUAUGUUAAAUACAAUUCCAUGGUGUGAUAAAAUUG
Schistosoma turkestanicum is the source of this 2516-nucleotide messenger RNA. NCBI's taxonomy places the organism in Eukaryota, Metazoa, Platyhelminthes, Trematoda, Strigeidida, Schistosomatidae. The record is from the annotation of a GenBank genome assembly.